Messenger RNA from Linum tenue, 627 nucleotides. The record is from the annotation of a GenBank genome assembly. Lineage: Eukaryota; Viridiplantae; Streptophyta; Magnoliopsida; Malpighiales; Linaceae.
ACCCCGUCGCUAUUUCCCUCCGCUAAAUCCCCACCAAACAACAGGAGAUCAAAACUGUAUUCACCAUUUGUGACGAAAGCCACGGUGGCGCCGGGGACCUCGUCGGCGGAGAAGAAGAAGAAGAAGAAGAAGCCGGCGCUGGACGAGAAGGUGCAGAAGAUCCAUAGCGCGACGGAUUUCAACGACGCGCUGAAGGCGGCCAAGGACAAGCUGGUGGUGGUGGAGUGGGCCGCCAAGGACGAGUCCAAGAAGAAGCGGGAGAUCUUUAUACACGAGGAGGAAGAGAUCGGGCCAGACCAGCUGAUGGGAGACGUGCUAUACUACGGCGACAACCACGACACGGUGGCGAAGCUGCACUGCCGCGAGGACGUGGAGAAGCUAAUCGCCGACCAUAAAGAGGACCACAAGCUCAUCGUGUUGGACGUCGGGCUCAAGCACUACGAUCCCUGCGUCAAGGUCUACCCGGCGGUGCUGAAGCUGUCGCGGUCGAUGGCAGACACUGCGACGUUCGCGAGGAUGAACGACGACGAGAAUGACAGUUGCAUGGCGUUCCUCAAGGACAUGGACGUGAUCGAGGUGCCGACGUUUCUGUUUAUACGGGAUGGCGAGAUCAAAGGGAGGUACGUC